AUGGAUCCUCCCAAUCGGUGGAUCGAUCACCCCUUGGCAGGGCAUGUUCAUGUCCAAAGCCCCUGGACUGAAGCAGAGUACAAAGCUCUCAGAAUCGACACGAACUUCGAUCACCUUCGAAUUCUGACCGUCGGCGAUUACCGCAGAAUUGACGAUUGCUCUCAAAUUCAUGGCAUAACUGCCCAUCGCCGCGGCAAUAACGCAAAAAUUCCGAUCACCGGAAUCCCACGACUUCCGGAUAUUGUUCAUUUUCGGAGCCAUGCUCAGACGGUCCUGGCGCACUACAUUGCGCAACCCGACGCCCCUCCGGCUGUAAUACCCGGACCAAAUGUCAUUGGCGAUAACGUGACGAUCCUCAAGCCUCCAUACAGCAAAACCCUGCCCAUGCUGUAUAGGAUCAUUCAAAUGAGAGGCAAUCGCACGGUAUUGCUCGAAUCAAUGAUCUUUGAGUUGUUCUACAAACGAGAAGAGUUGAGAUUUAUCACAUUGGACAAGGAUUCUUGGAAUCGAACCGGAGGAGUGAGGGGUGUCGUGCUUCCGAAAUGCAGCAUCGGAGAUUUGGUAUGGGUAUACAACCUGACCUGCCAACAUGUUGGCCAUGUGCCGAGAGACAUGCAAAAAAGCCUGGAAGAUGCCGGCAAACGAGGUGUUUGCGUCGAAGAAUUGGCCCCAGUUUUCCGAGCCCUGGAAUUCGAUCUCAUCACACCUAGCUGUAGACCGCCCGUCUGGUGCUAUGUCGUCAAAACUUGGAAGUCAACGGCCCAAAUUGCGAUAAGCGGUGAAGCUAAGCACUGUGAAAUCACAUGUGCGAAUAACCAAGGGCAUAGAAUUGACACGGAGGGCGAGAUCCUAGAGUGCCGACCGAGAAUGGAUACACCAGCCUCCUUCUAUCUGGCUACUACUCCAAUCAAAGGAAACGACCCAUAUAUUAUCAGGAUCAUCAGAGAGACAGAACCGACUCUACCAAACAACCAGGCACCCCGUCCCACUUGGAUCGGUCCCGCCCCUGACGGCAUAAAAGCUCAAGUCUCGGACCAAUUAAAUAGGUUCACCGCGUAUCGCGACAAUCAUCGCAUCGCAAUGGAAAUCAUGAGGCAGCGUCUGUUAUUGGCAACAUCUUACCACGAGGUUUGUGAGACCAACAAGCAGGAUCGUCAACGACGAAACGCUAUUUUCGUGAUAAAGAGAGACCGAGAAAAUCAGAGGAUCGUGAGGUUUCAGUUCGAGAUCAAUGGAAAGGUGAGCGCUGAAGGAUGGCAUCCUGGAAGCAAAAUUGUGAUGAGCUUGUCGGUUCCAAAAAUGUUCAUCUUUGGAAAUGUGACUUCCUGUGACCGCAGCGACGAUGAUGAGCCGCAAACAGCCAAAUUUGAAGCCCUUCCCCUUGAGUGUGAGCUCGAUCGCCUAGCCCGAUUCGAUGAUGGGAGUGAGCACCACGGAACAGCUUAUUUGAUGCCAUCUGCGCGCCCUAAGUCCUGGAUCAUAUCUACACUUGAGCGCGGCUUUGAUCAUUUGAGACCCACCGAUUUCGCCUAUCAAGCAUUCGAUGCUAUGUACUCAGCACAACGUGGAGCCGCAUUUUACGACCAGAUCCCGGUCACGCAGUUUGAAGAACCCGCAGGAGAAAUCCCGAGGACUUUUCGGAGAAAGGGACAUGAAAUCCAGAUGACGAAUGAGCAGAGGCAGGCCAUUGAUCUAUUAUCCGGAGACUACCAAACUGGAGCUGUAUUCUCCCCCUUUGGAGCCGGGAAGACGGCGAUAAUCGGCGUGGCCGCACAAUAUCGCGCAUCAUUGUCCGACGGAACCACUCUGUUAAUUGCGAGCACCAACAAUGCUCUGACCGAGGCAAUCGAUGCCUUCCUCGAGACAUCGAUCUCCGAGGCAAAAAGGGAAUAUUUUGUCCACCACCAUCUGGCAGAUGGAGUUUUCAAUGCCAGGGAGUCCAUGGGCACUAUGACUAACCUUGCUGAACAGACAUGCGUGGACCCGGAGACAGAUAUGUGCGAUGCUCUUUUCCUUCGAGAAUUUGUCGAAAAUCGGCAUCUAUUAAAGCUAUAUUUGCAAGGCCAGCUCGACCUCCCUGAGAGUGUCGAAGAAGCGGAGAGGGUGAUGAUCGAUAUUGAGUACCCCAGCAAGCACAUCAAGCGGGUAUAUGAAUUAUUAUGCCACUACCGUCCAGCCAGCGUUCUUGGCUUAACAUUUGGGAGCCUAAACGGAUUGUUAAAAGGACUUUUCAAGGAGCAUCUCGACUCGAUCAGCAGCAUAAUAGUGGAAGAGGCAUCAGAUGUGUCAGAGGCAGGGCUUGUAGCCCUGCAUUGUCUUUUCCCUAAUGCUAAUAUCUAUUUGGUUGGAGAUAUCCGUCAGAGCCAACCUUACACAAUGAUAAGGUCAGAAGAUCCCAUCCAUCCCUGGGCCAUGCGACCAGCGUUGACCGUCGCUUUGAACUCGGAUCUGGUGCCAAACGUUGUGCUCACGACCACUUAUAGAUCACAUCCGGCAAUUACGGACGUUGUCAGAACGAUGUUCUAUCGCAACUCCUUCACGACACCGAUUCGUGAGGCGGAUCGCAUCCUUUUCACCCGAAGGACGGGAUUACCAAUCGUAUUUGUGCUCUAUCCUGGCACUGAUCACCGGACGCAUAGUGGAAGCAGAAGAAGCCUAGAUGAAGCUAAGCUGGCCAUGCGUCUUGUGAUACCACUCCUUACGCAUUUCCCUGCCGAUCAGUUGCUUCUGAUCAGCUACUACAAGUCACAACGCACACUUAUUGAAAGGAUGAUCAAGGAGAACCAAGCGAUCCCGAAUAAGCCAAGAUUCGCAACGAUUGGAAGGGAUCCGGGAAGUCAGGCGGAAGUAGCGAUUGUAUUGACGACUUACUCGGGAAAACGUAACGGAAGUGCGUAUUUCAAUUCCCGGCAUAGGGCAUGCUUCGCGUUGACAAGAGCUCGUCAAGGGAUUGUGAGGUUGGGUGAUGGACAUCGAUGCUUUGAUCGGGAUGCUGUAGUG
Mesorhabditis spiculigera is the source of this 3000-nucleotide messenger RNA. The record is from the annotation of a GenBank genome assembly. NCBI's taxonomy places the organism in Eukaryota, Metazoa, Nematoda, Chromadorea, Rhabditida, Rhabditidae.